AUGGGACCUAGAAGAAAUUCAUGCCACAUUUUUCAAAUGCAUAAGUUGGCAAAUGCAAGAAACAAAGGAUACAAUCAAUUGCCCUUACCAUUAUGUAUGUGACAAAACUUACCCUCCAAAUUAUCAUCUUUCAAUUGAUAUCUUAGUCCUCUCUUCACAACAAUUUCUUAUUUUUUGACUCUUUUCAUUUUGAUAAUGAAUAUUAUCUCAAGAAAAGGAACAAUGUUUUUUAGUCUAACAAAAAGAUUUUUUUUACCAUCUGGUCCUAUAUCUCUUCCACUUAUAAUAUUAAUCUUUGCAAAGGGGAAUCAAAUCAACACAAUUUUCCCACUUUCUUGUAUUGGUCCAGCAAUUCUUCUAUUGGUUCUAAUUUCUGCAUUAUCCUUUGAUAAUGAAGCUGAUUAUAAGGACAUUCAAUACACAUUUUUUGCAGCAUCAACAGUUUCUGGAAUUUUGCAUGCAAGUUUAUAUUUGGAUUCAAUUGCGUUGGCUUAUUAUACCGGUUUCGACGCGUUGAUGUCUUCAACACUUUCAGGUGAAUGUGCAACAUGUGUGUGUAGGAAAGAAGCUUUGGCUGUUGGAGGGAAACUAGUGAAGUACAAAGGUUGGUCAAUGACAACAUUUUUUGUUGGUAGUGUUCUUUGUUUGAGGAUUAUAUGUACAAUCUUUGGAGAAAAUGUGGGGAAAUUUGUGUCCAUGAUUAAAGUGUUGAUGGAAAGGUUUAGUUGGAUUUUGAUAAGUUUGGAUUGUGUUUAUUUGAUUGCAAAGUCACCACCAGAAAGAGUAAUGUUGAGAGUUGUUGCUUUUGGAUGCAUAUUUCUUUUGAUUGUGCUUCAUGUUCUUAAAGAGGCAUGUAGUCAAAUUCAUGCAAUGGCUUAUGUGGCAGAAAAAUUGAGAUUGGUGUCAAUGUCAACACCAAUAGCAUAA
This is a messenger RNA of Medicago truncatula (barrel medic), 927 nucleotides long. RefSeq lists its product as uncharacterized. The coding region runs from base 196 to 927 and encodes 243 amino acids. The record is from RefSeq and is a predicted model, not a curated record. Lineage: Eukaryota; Viridiplantae; Streptophyta; Magnoliopsida; Fabales; Fabaceae. The transcript has a single exon.